This is a messenger RNA of Guyanagaster necrorhizus, 1610 nucleotides long. RefSeq lists its product as uncharacterized. The transcript is spliced from 6 exons. The record is from RefSeq and is a predicted model, not a curated record. Lineage: Eukaryota; Fungi; Basidiomycota; Agaricomycetes; Agaricales; Physalacriaceae. The coding region runs from base 129 to 1559 and encodes 476 amino acids.
GUGAGAAUUACUUCUUCCUUCCCUUCCCCUACUUCCCAUCUAUUCCCGCCAAUCUUCCUUUCUCCAGCCUUCCCUGACAAACCCUCAUUCCUUAAUAUCACUUUCCUUUUCACAAUUUCCUAGUUCCCAUGCAUUGCCAUCUCUCUUUGGUCAUUAUUCUUUCCAUUCUGUCAUGGUCAUUUCUUUCUGCUGCGUUCAGUUUUUCUGCUGGGACACCGACACAGUGCGAUGAUAUCAGCAUAACAUGGAAUGGUGGCACUGCUCCCUACCUGUUACUUUUGACUCCCGUCUUCGGGACGCCAAGGAACAUAUCCAUCCCUGAUUCUGCGUACAGCAGUGGGAAGGGAACGUAUGAAACACAGAUCCCGUUCUCUUCAGGACAAAAAUUCGUCAUGGUUAUGUCGGAUGCGUCUGGCUUCGGAGCAGGAGGAGCCACUGAACUUUUGACCGUCGGAUCAUCCCUUGGAGGCAGUUGUAAUACUACAGAUCCUGGUGUUGACUUUUCAUUCGAACUAAACUCCGCUCUCCAGCAAUGCAGGACAUACACCUUUAGUGCAUACACCAGUGCUGUACAACCUGUCACUAUUAUGGGAAUAAUUCCCGAUGGAGACACCUUUGUUAUUAAUCCGCCGGAAGGGCCUACCGAGUACGAUUGGACCGCCGACGUCUACAACGGCACGAGUAUCAUAUUCGCUAUGGCCGAUUCAGAAGGCCGCCAAGGCGGAAGUUCCGACGUCAAGACUGUCGGGAUAUCUACUGAUCAGUCAUGCAUUGAUGAUUCGUCGCCGUCAUCUACUGCAACGCCUUCUUCUACAUCCUUACCUUCCACGUCCUCCACCACUUCUGCUACGACGUCGACAACCACUAGCAGCUCGGGUACAUCAAUCGGUGCAAUCGCAGGCACCGUUUUAGGUGGACUCGUAUUUUUGGCCGCUGUCAUCACUCUUGCCUUAUUUUUCCUUCGACGGAAACGCGACCGCGAUAACCGUUGGGAUAAUGGGACCGACCUCGAGCGUCACUCGCGUAGAUUACAAUCGGAUAUUGACCUAGCCGAUGGUUACGAUGCGAGAGGCCACGCAAACACACCAUCAGGAUCUGCCUUCCCAUUCUUCGUUCGCGGUACAGAUUACGCCCCCACGACGCCAGACUCAGAGGCUGCAGACCAUUAUAAUCGUGGAAUGCCUGAUUCGCAACCAAAUCCUUUCGCUUCUCCUCAGGACCACGACCACAGUCCGACAUCUAUCGAUCCAUUCACCGCUCAUCACCAUAGUCAGCCAUCUGGUUCUCAAACUAUGUCAUCUGCUCAGCGGAAGGCAGCCACGGCAGGCGCUGCUAGUUACACUCCUUCUCGAUUCAUCCUGCACACAGACGCAGACGAUGUUCCAUUGCCACCUCCCAAUGAGGAUGGUGUGGUAGAACUUCCCCCUCAAUAUUCUGAACGAACAGCGCCUCAGAGCAUUCCUUCACGAUCAUCGUUGUCCAGGACAGUUGAUGAUGCUCCUUUAUAUUCAGCGUCAUCGCAGCUCUCUUCUUCGCAAUCGCAUCAUUCGCCCUCAUGACCUUUCAAUCUUCUCUGCGUUGCAAAUAUUUUUAAUUAUUUGUAGGAUCGU